Messenger RNA from Xenopus laevis (African clawed frog), 2235 nucleotides. It is a transcript of the gene yap1.L, whose product is annotated as Yes associated protein 1 L homeolog. Bases 464 to 1843 code for a protein of 459 amino acids. The transcript has 8 exons. Gene Ontology annotation, biological process: negative regulation of DNA-templated transcription; positive regulation of transcription by RNA polymerase II; hippo signaling. Gene Ontology annotation, molecular function: transcription coactivator activity. Gene Ontology annotation, cellular component: cytoplasm; plasma membrane; nucleus. The record is from RefSeq and is a predicted model, not a curated record. NCBI's taxonomy places the organism in Eukaryota, Metazoa, Chordata, Amphibia, Anura, Pipidae.
GUGAGCUCAGCUUUUAUCCAUAGGCGUGGCCUGUGGGUGGUCACGUGCCCUAGGAAAAGUUUGCGGUCCCAACGGGAUGCGAGGAAAGUUUUCUGCUUGUUGUUCCUUCGAGUUCCGGAGUGAGAUUCGCCGCGGCCGUGACCAGUCUAUGCCCCGCGACGGAGCCGAGCGACUUGUUCGGAUUCUUUACUGAGGCGACGCUCUUCGGAGUUCGGAGCCGUGAUUAGAGGAGCGAACCAACCAACCCUGGGGGGAGAGAGGGAGGCGAAGGACCCCCCACCUCUCCCUGAGAUGAGCGGGAGCCCCAGGCAGUGUGAGACGAAGCGCCCCGUGUAUAACUGUGGGAUCCACUAGUCACUGACCCCCCUGCCCUUACCUGUCUGGUGAAGUGACCCACAGUCUCCUACCGCGUCCUCUCCCACCGAGCCUCCCCCGCUGUCCUAGCUCCCACCUCCCCGCAGCCAUGGAGCCCGGCUCCCAGCAACAACCUUCCGCCCCGGCUCAGCAGCCUCCCCCUGUGGGACACCAGGUCGUGCAUGUGCGGACCGACUCGGAGACCGACUUGGAGGCUUUGUUCAACGCCGUCAUGAACCCCAAGAAUGCGAACCUGCCCCAGACUCUGCCCAUGCGCAUGAGGAAACUCCCCGACUCGUUCUUCAAGCAGCCCCAGCCCGAGGCCAAGUCGCACUCACGGCAGGCCAGCACAGACGGGGGAUCAGCUGGAGCCCUAACUCCUCAGCAUGUCCGAGCUCAUUCUUCCCCGGCCUCCUUACAAUUGGCGGCAGUGUCCCCCGGAGCUCUUUCCCCGCAGGGGGUGGUUACUGGCCUUGCACCACCUUCUGCUCCACACCUACGCCAGUCUUCCUACGAAAUUCCAGAUGAUGUUCCUCUACCACCUGGAUGGGAGAUGGCAAAGACACCCUCUGGGCAACGAUACUUUCUAAAUCAUAUCGAUCAAACAACGACAUGGCAGGAUCCAAGGAAGGCCAUGCUCUCUCAGAUAAACGUUACUGCUCCCACAAGCCCGCCCGUGCAACAGAACAUCAUGACCCCAACAGGUCCACUGCCCGACGGGUGGGAACAGGCCCUGACUCCAGAAGGGGAAGCAUACUUCAUAAAUCAUAAGAACAAAAGCACAUCUUGGCUAGACCCACGGUUAGACCCACGUUUUGCUAUGAAUCAACAGAGGUUAAGCCAGAACGCCCCUGUCAAAGCCCCGCCCGCCUUACCGCCCCCGAGCCCUCAGACUGGAGUGUUGGGCAGUGGCGGCAACCAACAAAUGCGCCUCCAGCAGCUUCAGAUGGAGAAAGAACGACUCCGGCUAAAGCACCAAGAACUGCUUCGGCAGGUGAGGCCACAGGAACUCGCUCUCCGCAGCCAGAUCCCACCAAUGGAGCAGGACGGUGGCACUCAGAAUCCAGUGUGUACAACAGGGAUUUCCCAGGAGCUGAGAACAAUGACGAUGAACAGCUCCGAUCCAUUCCUCAACAGUGGAACGUAUCACUCCAGAGAUGAAAGCACUGACAGCGGAUUGAGCAUGAGCAGUUACAGUGUACCCAGGACUCCUGAUGAUUUCCUUAACAGUGUUGAUGAAAUGGACACAGGUGAAGCUAUUACCCAAAGUACAAUUCCUACCCAACAGAACCGGUUCCCAGACUACUUGGAAACCCUUCCGGGCACAAAUGUGGACCUUGGCACUCUAGAAGGAGAAGCCAUGAACGUGGAAGGGGAAGAACUUAUGCCGAGCCUUCAAGAAGCCCUCAGCUCCGACAUCCUUAACGACAUGGAGACCGUUCUGGCAGCAACCAAACUAGACAAGGAAAGCUUCCUCACGUGGUUAUAGAAGCAUCUGCAAAACUGAUUUCUAAACCCCCUGAAGGAUUGCUCAUGUCUAGAGGUGGAAUUGAGAUUAUGGUAUAUACAGAAAACAUCAAGCAACGAGCAAAAACUUUUUUUUCAUGUUUUUAGUAUUUCUCCACCCAUUGCUGCUUCAUUACGCUUGAUUUAUUGGAAAGAGCCUUAUGAAUCAACCACACCGGACUUUUUUCGGCUAUAGCUGCCUUUUUCGGACAUAGGUUUGGCACACAUGGAUAAAGGAUGCUUGGGAAGCGCCGCGACAGAGGGGGCUCGUGUACAUAGCACGCACAUCAUUUGGAGUUCACCAGCCAGUCCCAGAGACUAAAGACCACGUCCUAAGUCCAAUAUUAACUUUUGUAUAAAAUAAUUUUCUAGAAA